AUGUACAAAAUUCGUACCAUCCCCGUUAUUAUCAUAUUGGCCUUCCUUUUAUGUCUUAAUGCUACUAGUAUAGCUGUGGAAUACGAUUCGCCCCUCCCCGUAGCAAAUUUUGACCAAACAGUGAAACAAAUAGAAGAUAGUCUUUUAAACCGGACUCUAACUGAAAAGGACCAAGAAAGAGUACAAUUACUCUCUGUAGGUUUUAAGAAAGUAUAUAGAAAAUAUAAUACCAGUCCGGUGCUUCUCUAUGGAAUAAGCAGGUUACUAAAACAAAAAAUCGAAUUUAUGAAGAACGAAAAGAAUGUUUCUAUCCAUCAUCAAAUUGAAAGUUUGCAUAGGGCACUACAAUUUGCAUUAAACCAUCAUCCUAAUGAUAAUGUCAAAGUAACUGUACAACAUUUGGAACGUAUGGAAAAGAGUAAAGUGAAAAAAAUGUACGAUAAAAUAUUUAACAAUGGCUCUAAACAACAAAAUGACUCCGUCAAUGCCAUUCAAAAUAAUAAGGGCAUAAUUGGCCCAGAAAUCCUGAGAUUUGCUAAAGGUGGUGCUACUUCAAUGAUACUUCUGGCGGGCGUUGCAGACCUUUGCGCUUUGGCCCCUGCUUUCUUCUGCGUGUUAUCCGCAGUGGCUUCUACAAUAGCUAUAGUAAGAUGGUUAGACCACUUCAACUUACAUCUGUACGAUGACACAAUCAACUAUCCAUAG
Molecule: messenger RNA, 705 nt
Organism: Kazachstania africana CBS 2517
Lineage: Eukaryota; Fungi; Ascomycota; Saccharomycetes; Saccharomycetales; Saccharomycetaceae
Gene: LOH1
Product: Loh1p
Exons: 1
Coding region: 1-705 (234 amino acids)
Source: RefSeq, a predicted model, not a curated record